GGCGUCUGACUGACAGAACACCACCUGGAGACGAUACCACCACAAGCGAGUCGCCCAUCGGCCAAAUCUCCCGUCAUGGCGAAGAAAGCCAAAUCGCGCACCAUCGCCGUGCGCCUCAUCUCAAUGGCCAUGACGGGAUACUACAAAACCUUCACCAGGCCGAGAACCCAUCGCCCUCUGAGCAUGCUGAAAUAUGACCCAGUCGUCAAGAAGAAAGUUUUAUUCCUUGAAGCAAAACGCGGCGGCAAGUAAAAUCCUUCCAACAACCGCGGCACCGAAUAGCGAUCGAUAGUACCUGGUGGCCGUGCAGUGCAAGCAUAUCACGACCCGUCUAAGCAAGACCUUUGAAAAGCCCAUGGCUACGCAGGCAGGAGGCCCAGCCACUGCACAUCCAUCGCCUGCUGGAGCCUGCGCGAUCACGCAGGAUGACGAUGCACUGGAAGAGCAGAGAGCAUGGGAAUGGAUCGGAGCUCACACCUGAGUGGUAGCGUGAGCUACUGAAGCCAGGCAAGGCAAGACGCGGUGUUUUUGUACACCAGAGCAAUUGGUUACAUGGAGACACCAAGACCGUCAUGGUCGAGAGCUAUGAUAGAAUACACAGAGCCAGGUCUUCGCUGCGGAUCGAUUCCCGCCUCGAAAGCACUACGUGACCAGAGACAGCCGUCAGCGUCCAGCAAGCUCUCGGGCAAAGCGCGCGUUCUUCUCCUCAUCUACGUGUUCAUUAGCAGGCCAUCAAUGCUCUCGUG
Messenger RNA from Pseudocercospora fijiensis CIRAD86, 746 nucleotides. RefSeq lists its product as uncharacterized. The record is from RefSeq and is a predicted model, not a curated record. Gene Ontology annotation, cellular component: mitochondrion; ribosome. Gene Ontology annotation, biological process: translation. Gene Ontology annotation, molecular function: structural constituent of ribosome. The transcript is spliced from 3 exons. Lineage: Eukaryota; Fungi; Ascomycota; Dothideomycetes; Mycosphaerellales; Mycosphaerellaceae. Bases 76 to 252 code for a protein of 58 amino acids.